Nymphaea colorata (pocket water lily) is the source of this 3080-nucleotide messenger RNA. Its product is annotated as ATP-dependent RNA helicase-like protein DB10. The transcript is spliced from 8 exons. The record is from RefSeq and is a predicted model, not a curated record. NCBI's taxonomy places the organism in Eukaryota, Viridiplantae, Streptophyta, Magnoliopsida, Nymphaeales, Nymphaeaceae. Gene Ontology annotation, cellular component: cytoplasm; ribonucleoprotein complex; nucleus. Gene Ontology annotation, molecular function: RNA binding; protein binding; ATP binding. The coding region runs from base 330 to 2852 and encodes 840 amino acids.
GAACGGCUCAUGUUUUUUCGCGCGGUCCUUGGAGGCGGGCGGGCAAGCGAGAGGAAAUCGGAGUCUCCGGCGGGCGCGCGGAAAAAGUGAGCCAAUCGGCGAGGAGGGCGAGGCGACAGAGCUCCGUCGUUCUUUCUCAAGCCCCUACCUUGGCUGCUUGAAGGAAACUUAAAGUUGGUAGUGAUAUCUGUAGUGGUUGAGUGUGGGCUCUAAACCUUUGGGAGUUUAGUGAAGUCUGCCUUUGGUAUCUCAGUCUCUCAACAUUUGACUUUGCAGAUUAUAAGGUUUUAAAGGCUCUGCAAAGUUGCCUUCAUCAGUACCGAAACUUUAUGGCUACCACUUCGACUGGUCCACGAUAUGCUCCUGAAGAUCCAACUCUUCCAAAACCAUGGAGAGGUUUGGUCGAUGGGAACACUGGUUACCUGUAUUUCUGGAACCCUGAAACAAAUGUCACUCAGUAUGAACGACCAGUUACCCUAGCCCCUCCUCCUCCUCCCCCUGGACCUCCUCCUCCAUCCACUCCAAAGCUAGCAUCUGUAUCUGUCAGCUCAUCUGUUCACCUUCAGCAUUCCGAAAAUCCAGCUCAUGGAAAACAUGGUGGAUCCCAUGGGCAACAGGUUGAAGAUCCUUCUUCCAAUUAUGGGCAGCGGCAUGGAAGUGGACAUUCUACUGGGAUGAGAUCAAGUGACGGUCACCACCACCAUUAUGAUGGUAAUGGCGAUGUGGGACGUGGCCUGCAACCUAAGCUUGCUCCAAUUCCUUCAGCAAGGGCACAACAGGUUGCAAGAAAUGACAGUGGCAACCUGCAAAAUGGUCCAAUACCUCCUGUGAAUGGUUCUCAUGGUCAGUCAUAUUCAAGCAACCAGCCUUUUCGAUCAUCUGGAAGAGCACAUGGUUCAGAUCCUGGAAAUGCAGUGCCUGCAGAUGUAUAUAGGAGACAACAUGAAAUCACAAUACUGGGUGAUAACAUUCCUCCACCGCUCACAACAUUCGAGUCUACCGGUUUUCCAUCAGAGAUUCUCAGAGAGGUGCACAAUGCUGGCUUUACAUCUCCCACACCAAUUCAGGCACAGACUUGGCCAGUUGCUUUACAGAAUCGUGAUAUUGUUGCCAUUGCGAAGACAGGGUCUGGGAAGACCCUGGGUUACCUUAUCCCAGGAUUUAUUCAUCUUAAACAACGACACAACAAUUCACGUAUGGGCCCAACUGUCCUGGUCCUGUCACCAACAAGAGAACUUGCAACGCAGAUACAAGAAGAAGCGGUGAAGUUUGGGAGGUCAUCUAGGAUUUCUUGUGCGUGUUUGUACGGUGGAGCCCCUAAGGGCCCUCAGUUGAGGGAUCUUGACCGUGGAGUAGAUGUUGUAGUUGCAACUCCAGGCCGUCUAAAUGACAUUCUGGAGAUGAAGCGCGUCAGCCUCCGUCAAGUUUCAUAUUUGGUGCUUGAUGAGGCGGAUCGGAUGCUUGACAUGGGUUUUGAACCUCAGAUCAGGAAAAUUGUGAACGAGAUUCCUCCACGCAGACAAACUCUCAUGUAUACAGCAACUUGGCCAAAAGAAGUUCGAAAGAUUGCUGCUGAUCUACUUAUCCACCCUGUUCAGGUCAAUAUAGGGAACAUUGACGAGCUUGUUGCAAACAAAGCUAUUACUCAGUAUGUCGAAGUUGUUCCGCCCAUGGAGAAACAGAGGCGGUUGGAGCAGAUACUACGUUCUCAGGAACCUGGAUCAAAAGUGAUCGUCUUUUGCUCUACAAAAAGGAUGUGUGAUCAGUUGGUACGGUCCAUCGCCCGCCAUUUUAAUGCUGCUGCUAUUCAUGGGGACAAGUCUCAGGGAGAAAGAGACUAUGUUCUAAGUCAGUUCCGAUCUGGAAAAUCUCCUGUUCUGGUGGCCACAGAUGUUGCAGCACGAGGACUUGACAUAAAAGACAUCAGGGUGGUGAUUAACUAUGACUUUCCUACUGGUGUCGAAGAUUAUGUCCAUCGCAUUGGGAGGACGGGAAGGGCAGGUGCAACUGGUCUCUCUUACACGUUUUUUUCUGAUCAGGAUGCAAAAUAUGCUGGUGAACUGGUGAAGGUUUUGGAAGGUGCAAACCAGAAGGUUCCACAAGAACUGCGUAACAUAGCUUUACGCAGUGUUGGCCUUCCAAAAGGUCGUAAUAGAUGGGAUUAUGGCAGUGGUCGGGCUGGUGGUGGUGGUGCCCGUGGGCAUGGUUCCAGAAAUGAUGCCUAUGGAGGUCGUGGUGGUCGUGGACUAUCGUCUUCUGGAAGAUCAGAAAGAGCCCAUGGCAGGGAUGAUGGACAUGGUCGCGGUUAUGAUCGUGGCCAUCAAGACAGUUGGCGUGGUGGUGGUAGUGAUAGGGACAGGGUGAGAGGCCGUAGUUAUAGCCGGAGCAGGAGUAGGAGCAGGAGCCGUAGUCGCAGCAACCCAAACAGGGGUAAAGGAUGGGACUGGGGCUUCAGUUAUGGUGACAGCCCAAGGAGGAGCCGGAGCAAGGGCCGGAGUAGAAGUAGAAGCAGGAGCUUUAGCCGGAGCCGCAGCAGGAGCGGUGACAGGUGCGGCAAUCGUGGAAGCUCCCCUGCGGCUAGAAGGGAGUUGGACAGCCCACCUGCGCACCUGUCAAUUAGUUCACCACCGCGCAGCAGAUCUCCCUACCAUGAGGAGGAUGUCUGGAAGCCGUCACCUUCUCGUGCUGAUAAUGACGUAGGGAAGCAGUCUCCAAAUAUGGUGAACGACGACUCCGCUGGUGCGAACGGCCACACAUACUCCGACUAUGAGGAGGGCAUGAUAGAAGAAGCCGGUGAGUUGGCCCGAUCGCCGAGGGAUGUGGCUGUGGAAGAUGCUGCUAUUAGGGAUUGAGUUGGAUGGGGUUCCGGCGGCCUAUGGCAGGUUUAUUGUGAUGAUUUUGACCACAUAAUGAUGUUAAUUCUCAAGGGUGGGUGGGUUUAUGUUGAUGUAAUUCUGUUUGUUUCCCUCUGAAGCAUAUUUUGGGGACUGUAGUGGAGGAAACAGAUUUGUAACAAACCAGUAUGACAAUCCUCUUCCAAAAAACUCAAAAAGGUAUGAAUAUCAUUGUUUUUUUUUUUU